AAUCAGACAAGAGUUGGUGGUGGGUGUUGUUGACCCUCAAUCAGACAAGAGUUGGUGGUGGGUGUUGUUGAUCUUACCUAUAGUUUAUUGACUCAAACGUUAAGGACAUCUGCACAGAGGGUCCUUGGUUUACACCUAAUUGCUGAAAUAAAAAUUGCACUCUACCCAAUAAGGCUUGCACUGUAAGAGUGACAGUCAGUCCCAUUAUUUGAUUAGAAUAACCCAGUAGUUUUCUUCCCUACAAUCUUUCUUUGUGGAGAGUGUAUAUGUAUUAUUUACUUGAGUCAUUGAAGGGUUAUAUUCAUCAAUACUAUCCCUGAGAUCCUUAUGUCAAGCCCCAGAGUGGCUCAGCGGUAUGUCUGUGGCCUUACAAUGCUUAAAACUGGAUUUCGAUACUCGUGAAGGGCAGAGCACAGAUAUCCUAUUGUGUAGUUUUGUGCGUAACAACAAACAAACAAACCAUAUGUCAAGAAUCUUCUAUUGUAGGUUGUUGUAUUUUGUGCAUAAACCUUUUGUAUUUGAUAAUUAAUUAAUUAAUUUUCAGUAACCAUAUUUCUAAGUUUACUUUUGAGACUGUGCUAAACUUUAUUUUUCUCAGUAAUCAAACUAUUUGUUAACAUAAUUGUGUCUGAAUGGCUGAAAUUGUUCCCACUUUUGUUGUGUCCCAGCUCGGUACGAGAGCUUACAAGACAAACUGGCACAAAUCAGAGAUGCCAGAGGAGCACUCGACGCUCUUCGAGAGGACCACCGAGAAAAGUUGAGACUUGAGGCGGAGGAAGCCGAACGUCAACGCCAGUUUCAGAUGGCACAGAAACUGGAGAUAAUGAGAAAGAAAAAAACAGGAAUAUCUACAAUUUCAACGAGAAAUUGCUAUGCAAAGAAUGCAGGAACAGGAGCGGGAGAUGCAGAUACGACAAGAGCAACAGAAACAACAGUAUCAAACUAUGAUCCCUGGGCCUCCCGGUGUUUACCAUCCACCCCAGGUACCCUACCUUCCUGCACCUGGAUAUCCCGUUCAGCAAUCGGCAGACGGCUCCCCAGGUCAUGUACAGUACCCUGGUCAGUAUGGACAACCACCUAUGGGUCCUGGCCCUGGACAACAACCUGUUUAUCCACCGUAUAAUAUUCAGAGUAUGCCUGGUUCCCAGGUACAUCAUCCAUAUUCUGCUCCUCCAGUUUUACCAACACCUGCCCCUGUCUCUCAGCCUGUCCCACCAACUUGUUUGGGUUCUCUACCGGCAGGAGUUAGGGGUCCUCCUAACCAUCAAGUUGUGCAGGUAGUCCAACCAAUGCAUGUGCCCUCACCUGCAACUAAUCACACCAUGCCCCAGCAACUUCAAGGAGUUUCUACAGCUUCGGUGAUGGGAACUCACCAGAUGGUGCUACCAACAGAGCAGCCAGCUGAAGCUGAAUUAAUUAGUUUUGAUUAAAAAUGUUAGGCAUUUUGGGAGCAUUUUCAAUUAAAUUCAUAUAUAUAUAUAUAUAUUUUAAAAUAUAAUAAGUUUCUGAAAGAAUAUGUAUGAAGCAUCGAUCUAGAUCUGACCUACUGGGAAUUUGUAAGCUUAUUUUAACAUGUAUAUAUGUUUAUUUAGUUUCUUGUAAUAUCUUUAUAUAUAUUUUUUUUCUUCUCAUUAAGCCACGUUACAUAAAAAUUGUAACUAAGAUACCUUUGGUUCUCUCAGUUAAAAAAAUUCUUUGUAAACCCAUGCAAGUGUUUGUAUUCAACUAUGGUGAACCAGAUGUGAUGAAGCUUUGUUUACUUGUUACUAGAGGGCGCAUGCAUCGUUAUUUAUGUAUUAUAGGAUUGAAGUAUUUCGAAUAUUGAAAUGUUGAAGUUCAAUCAGACAGUUUUCAGAAUUUUUUAUUUCCUAAUCCUAUAAAAAAAUUACCAGACCUCUCAGUGAAACCCAUAAAAAAAUACAUUUGAAGGUAGACCUUUAUUUUUUAAUCAAAAAUGUUGUCACAAAAUUUUCAGUACUGUAGUCAUGACAUUACCAUAACUAUCUGGAAUGGAUAUAUGUAAUGACUUUGUAGCAUUUUUGAUGUGGAGAAUAAUUCAGACUUGAUUAUUGGAAUUAUUAAAAUUUGGGUGGUAAAACCUGUCAUCCUGUGAA
Molecule: messenger RNA, 2114 nt
Organism: Limulus polyphemus (Atlantic horseshoe crab)
Lineage: Eukaryota; Metazoa; Arthropoda; Merostomata; Xiphosura; Limulidae
Product: hepatocyte growth factor-regulated tyrosine kinase substrate-like
Exons: 3
Coding region: 873-1430 (185 amino acids)
Source: RefSeq, a predicted model, not a curated record